UGGCGAUAUUUUUCACUACGGAUGGAGUUGCAAAUAUUCCAUUUCUUUUUCGGUAUUAAACGGUCAUGUUUUUUGUUGUUUGUUUGAAGAAACACGAAAGCAAAAGAACAAUGUUUGGGACAAGUGGUUUAUGAUUUGUACUGCGUCAAAAGAGGCCCUGUUGUACGCUACGAGCACAACGAAGGGCGAGCUGGCUAUUUUUUUUUCCAUCAUGGCGGGAGAGGAGGAAAAGCAUCAAAAAUGGGAAACUUGGAUUGAAUUAGACGCGGAAUCAAGACGCUGUGGGCCAGUGCUGGCACCGCUAUAUAUAUCACGGCAUGAUUUCUUCUACUACAUAUUAGCUUUUUUAGUUUUAGCACCCUCUCUUCUUCUUCUUUGUCUUGUUAGUUUUCACAUAUAACAAUAGAUUUGCCGUUAUGCCUUGGCAACCUCGCUUCGUUUGCACUUUUGAUUGAUGGCUGGCUGUUU
Messenger RNA from Trichoderma harzianum CBS 226.95, 468 nucleotides. RefSeq lists its product as hypothetical. The record is from RefSeq and is a predicted model, not a curated record. The transcript has a single exon. NCBI's taxonomy places the organism in Eukaryota, Fungi, Ascomycota, Sordariomycetes, Hypocreales, Hypocreaceae. Bases 131 to 400 code for a protein of 89 amino acids.